Drosophila yakuba is the source of this 4123-nucleotide messenger RNA. RefSeq lists its product as uncharacterized. Gene Ontology annotation, biological process: DNA integration. The coding region runs from base 2 to 3955 and encodes 1317 amino acids. NCBI's taxonomy places the organism in Eukaryota, Metazoa, Arthropoda, Insecta, Diptera, Drosophilidae. Gene Ontology annotation, molecular function: nucleic acid binding. The transcript has 2 exons. The record is from RefSeq and is a predicted model, not a curated record.
CAUGCAGAGGAAUUUGAGCUGCGUUGACGCCGAAGGAGGCCGUCUACUGUUCCGUAUACUGCCGGUUACGCUGUACGGAGCGGGGCGAGAGGUGGAUACGUAUGCGCUCCUAGAUGAGGGUUCCUCCGUCACGAUGAUCGAUGACGAGCUACGAAACGAUCUUGGAGUGCAAGGAGAGCGUCGGCAGCUAAAUAUCCAAUGGUUUGGAGGUAAGGCAACCAGAGAGCCUACCAACGUGGUGAGUCUGAAGAUAAGUGGAGUUGGAAAGCCCACUCGCCAUGUAUUGAAAAACGUUUAUGCCGUUUCGAAUUUGAGUUUGCCGAUGCAGACAUUGAGCCGACGAGAUGUCCAGGGCGUGCACAGGGAUGCGCGCCUGCCGAUGAAGCCUUACAGCAACGUGGCGCCGAAGCUGCUCAUCGGCCUGGAUCACGGACAUCUGGGAUUGCCAUUUAGGACGAGGCGGUUCGCUCGAGAGGGACCGUAUGCGGCCGCAACCGAGCUGGGCUGGGUUGUGUUUGGGCCUGUAAGUGGGCAACCGACCACGCCGUCACCGAGGUCCUGCCUACUUGCCGUGUCAGUGGAUGACGCGAUGGAAAAGAUGGUGGAGGACUACUUCGACAUGGAGAACUUUGGAGUGAAGCACGCGCCGCCGGUCGCAGCCAGCGACGAUGUUCGGGCCCAAAGGAUACUCCAGACGGGAUUACUCUGGAAGGACGACCACGUUGUGCUGCCACAGAGCUAUGAGAUGGCGUACAGGAGGCUGGUCAACGUCGAGAAGAAGAUGAAGCGCAACAAGCCGUUGGCGCAGGAAUACGAUCGGAUUAUAAAGGAUUACGUAUCUAAAGGAUACGCGAGGAGGCUGCAGCCGGAGGAGGUCGCGGUAAGGAGCGAUCGCCUAUGGUAUUUGCCACAUUUUGGUGUCGAAAACCCAAACAAGCCCGGCAAGGUACGGCUUGUGUUUGAUGCUGCAGCCAAAGUUGGAGGAACCUCGCUAAAUUCGGAGCUGGACAAAGGGCCUCAGCACUAUAAGCCUUUGCCGGCUGUGCUCUUUCAUUUCAGAGAGGGAGCCGUCGGAGUCUGCGGUGACAUCAAGGAGAUGUUCCACCAAGUGCUGAUCCGACCCGAGGAUAGAUGUUCCCAACGAUUCCUCUGGAGAGAUGGCGACGACGAGAGAGAUCCGGAUGUCUACGAGAUGAACGUAAUGACGUUUGGAGCAGCCUGCUCGCCGAGCGCUGCGCAUUACGUGAAGACUAUGAAUGCCCUGAAGUAUCGGGAUUCGGAUCCGAGAGCGGUCAAGGCCAUCACCGACUACCAUUAUGUCGAUGACUACGUGGACAGUUUCGCUACAGAGAGCGAGGCUAUCAGCGUAUCUACCCGAGUGAAGGAGAUACACAAGGAUGCUGGAUUCGAAUUAUGCAAGUUUUCAUCCAGCUCACCCACCGUGGAGACGGCUUUAGGACCUGGUCGAGUCAAGAGCGUCGGAUGGGGUGAGGCUGAAGAGAAGAUCCUCGGAAUGCGUUGGCAAGUAGCAACAGAUGACUUCAGAUUCAACGUGGAGUAUCAUCGAGUGCCAAGCAGCGUCCUGAGUGGAGAUCGAGUCCCUACGAAGAGGGAAUAUUUGAGCCUGGUGAUGUCAACGUUCGAUCCCCUGGGAUUCCUGUGCUGCCUCAUGGUUACAGCGAAGCUGCUGCUGCGAGAGAUUUGGAGAAAGAAGAUCCAGUGGGACGAACCACUACCGGAGGAGUUAAGCAAAGCCUUUGCGAUUUGGCGCAAAGAGAUGGACACCGUGGGACAGUUCCGAUGUCCGCGCCAUUAUUUUGGGCGUGGAGCAGUCCGGGCCGUAGAGUUGCACGUCUUCGUGGAUGCUAGUCAGGCAGCAUUCGCGGCGGUGGCCUAUUGGAGGGUCACAUAUGAGGACGACGACGUGCAGGUGAGCUUCGUGAGUGCGAAGACGAAGUGUGCCCCCAUGAGAACGAUGACGAUCCCACGGCUGGAGCUGCAGGCAGCAGUUCUUGGAACCAGGCUGAUGAACACUGUCAAGGAGGAGCACAGUGUGGUCAUCACGGACCUGGUGUUAUGGACGGACUCUAAGACGGUGCUGAGAUGGAUCGGCAGCACCCACCGCCGGUAUAAGCAGUUUGUUGGCAACCGAGUGGCGGAGAUUUUGGAGUCGUCGAAGGUUUCCCAAUGGAGAUGGGUGCCUACAGCCGACAAUGUGGCUGAUGAUGCGACGCGGUCGCAGAAAGGAGUCGACCUUAGCCAGGAAUCAAGGUGGCUAAGAGGACCUGCAUUUUUGAGGCAGCCAGGAGCCAGCUGGCCGGGGCCUGAGGAAGGAACUGAGCGUGUUCCAGAUGCCCCUGAUGAAGAAGAGAUGCCCUGUGAGUUUGCAUUAGUUGCGGCAGACGAUUUUGUUAUUCCGUUUCAGAGAUUCUCGAGCUUCAGUCGCCUGGUGAGGACCACAGCCUGGGUCCUACGGUUUGCGCGAUGGUGCCGCAAACAGCGAAACGAACUCGAGGAAUACGGCCUUACUGCAGCAGAAUGCAAGGCCGCGGAGAGCCUGUUGGUCAGACAGGCACAAUUGGAGUCGUUCCCCGACGAGAUGAGGUCGGCGGAAACUGGACAGGACGUCGCUAGAUCGAGCGACAUUCGAGGGUUGGUGCCCUACCUAGACGAGGACGGGAUUCUGCGAGCUUACGGCAGAAUUGAUGCCGCACUGUGCAUCCCGUACAGUGCGAGGAGGCCCGUAUUACUGUCACACAGGCACAGUCUGACAGAGCUGAUUGUGAGAGACUUCCACGCCAGGAUGAAGCAUCAAAAUGUGGAUGCUACGAUUGCGGAGAUCCGGACAAAGUUCUGGGUCACAAAGAUGAGGCGUGUGAUGCGGAGAGUCAUCUCAUCGUGCAACGAGUGCAAGUUGCAGCGAGCGCGGCCGAUGCCGCCGAUAAUGGGACCCCAUCCGGAAGACAGACUGGAUGCGGGUGGAUGGCCAUUCAAAUACACAGGACUGGACUACUUUGGGCCACUGCUGGUGACUGUGUCCCGUCACAAGGAGAAGCGUUGGGACGCCUUGUUUACGUGUUUGACGACAAGGGCGAUUCACCUGGAGCUGGCGCAUGACCUGUCGACGGAUUCCUGCAUAAUUGCAAUCAGGAACUUCGUCUGCCGUAGAGGGCCAGUAUAUAGACUGCGCAGCGAUAACGGCAAGAACUUCGUGGGAGCUGACAGGGAAGCCAGGCGCUUCGGUGACGUAUUCGAGAUGGAGAAGCUUCAGAGUGAGUUGUCAAGCAGAAGCAUUGAAUGGGUUUUUAAUUGUGUAGCGAACCCGUCUGAGGGCGGAGUUUGGGAGCGCAUGGUGCAGUGCGUCAAGAGAGUACUGCGUCAUACCCUAAAGGAAGUUGCGCCGAGGGACCAUGUAUUGGAGAGUUUCCUGAUUGAGGCGGAGAAUAUUGUAAACUCGCGUCCGCUCACCCACUUGCCUGUGGAUGCGGACCAGGAGGCGCCGUUGACGCCAAACGAUCUACUCAAGGGAGUAGCCAAUCUGCCGGAUACGCCUGGAUUGGAUGCGGAGCUGCCCAAGGAGGGUUCUACGAGGAAGCAGUGGAGGAUUGCUCGCCUGCUACGAGACCGUUUCUGGAGGAGGUGGGUCAUGGAGUACCUGCCUACGCUUGUGCGCCGCGAGAAGUGGUGCCGCCGAACGGAGCCCAUCCACCAGGGUGAUAUGGUCUUCGUCUGCGAUCCUGCCUUGGCCCGACGAGAGUGGCGCAAGGGCAUCGUGGAGGAGAUCUACAGCGGAGCUGAUGGAGUCGUCAGACGCGCUAAGGUGCGCGUGAACGACAACGGCCUAUCUAGGACAAUGAUGCGACCCGUCUCUAAACUUGCAGUUUUGGAUUUGAGUGAAGCGGUUCUUCACGGGGUCGGGGAUGUCGCGGAUCGAAUAUUGUUAUCGAUAGGCUAGUUAGUAUUUUUAAGAAGUCCGAAUGAGGAAGGAUUUGUAAGCCCAUAUGUGUCUGGGCACAUUGUUUUUCGCCAUUGUAAAUUGCCGGAAAAUUAAGCUUUCAUUGUCGUUUAAGAGUUGGAGGACACACUGCGUCUUCCAGAAUAAAACGUGUUCUACUACCACGGA